CUUCAUUAUAACAAACGUUGUGAGGCGGUAAUGUUAUUUUAUUCGAAGAAACCUUUACGAUUUCGGACUAGAGUCGUUUCAUGUGAAAUUUCAACCUUAAAAAAAACCAAAAAGCGUAUCAGCUCGUGCUCCUGAGUCCUGAAUCCUACGACGGGAGCAUCUGCCGACUCUCGUUUUUCUGCACUUUUUUCUCGCAUGUUAUUGUGCUCUGUACUAUUUUAUCUUCUGGGGUUUCCAUAAAUCUCAAGAAAAGAACAAAGAUUGGAGUAGGGAAGAAGAAGUAAAUUGGUCGAAUUUGAUUGAAUUAAUUGGAGAUGGAUUCAAAUCAAGACUUGCCCGAGGGAACCGUCCAGAACAUCUUGGACCAAGAUACUCUCAAGUGGGUUUUUGUCGGAGGCAAAGGUGGAGUCGGGAAGACCACUUGUAGCUCUAUCUUAUCAAUUCUUCUCUCCAGGGUUCGAUCCUCUGUUCUCAUAAUUUCUACUGACCCUGCCCACAAUCUCAGCGAUGCCUUUCAACAGAAGUUCACCAAGAAUCCUACACUUGUCAAUGGCUUCACCAAUCUAUACGCUAUGGAAGUGGAUCCAACUGUGGAGAAUGAAGACGCAGUUGGUUCAGAUGGAAUGGACGGUUUUAUAUCUGAUUUAGCAAAUUCAAUUCCCGGCAUUGAUGAGGCUAUGAGCUUUGCAGAGAUGCUUAAAUUAGUGCAAACAAUGGAUUAUUCUGUUAUAGUAUUUGAUACAGCUCCAACCGGUCAUACUCUUCGUCUAUUGCAAUUCCCGUCAACUUUAGAGAAGGGAUUAGCCAAGAUGAUGUCAUUGAAAAGUAAAUUUGGUGGCAUGAUAUCUCAGAUGUCACGUAUGUUUGGCCUUGGUGAUGAAUUCGCAGAGGAUGCUAUCCUGGGAAGGUUGGAAGGAAUGAAAGAUGUGAUCGAGCAAGUCAACAAACAGUUUAAGGAUCCAGACUUGACUACAUUUGUCUGUGUUUGCAUCCCUGAAUUUCUCUCUCUAUAUGAAACUGAACGGCUAGUUCAGGAGCUCACCAAAUUCGAGAUAGAUACACAUAAUAUCAUCAUCAACCAAGUACUGUUUGAUGAAGAAGCCGUUGAAUCCAAGUUACUAAAAGCCAGAAUGAAGAUGCAGCAAAAAUAUUUGGAUCAAUUCUACAUGUUAUAUGACGAUUUUCACAUCACAAAGUUGCCUUUGCUACCACAAGAGGUUUGCGGUGUUGACGCCUUGAAAUCCUUUUCACGCAACUUUUUGACCCCAUAUCGGCCAUCCUUUGUUCGAGGUACGGUAGAGGAGUUGCAACUGAGGAUAACAACACUGAAAGAUCAGUUGAAAGAAGCUGAAGCAGCAUUAGAAAAAAUCAAGAAGGGGAAACAGAAAGCAUGAUUUGUGCAAGAUGGGAAUCCAGAAAAAGGUCUAUGAGCUGAGAUAUGUCUUAUCUCGUCUUUACACCUCAGUAUAGAAUUUUGCCCGGAGAUGGAUGCUGGAGUUGGUGGAUUGUCAUUUUUUUUUUCCUUCUUUUUCUUUUCAGAUUAUUAUUGAAGUGAAGAGUUUUUUUUUUUUUUUCCCUCUGUAACAUUCAGGAAAGCAAUAAAUUUAGCUUCAUAGCAUUGAUUUUUUUUGUACUCUCUCUGUCCCAGAAUUAUUGUCGAGUUUGAGGUUUCACUUUUAGUAUAAUUUGAACUAGAAAUGAAAACCCAAAAUGGACAAUAAUUAUGGGACGGAGGGAGUAACAUUUAUGGGCAGACAGAAGUUUAGAUUGUAAAUGGAUAUUGAUCAACCUGCAGACAUACUCUAUCCUAUUACCCCAAACUUUUAGUGGUUAUACAUGAACCGAUACAGAUUUACAGUAGCCCG
This is a messenger RNA of Oldenlandia corymbosa var. corymbosa, 1865 nucleotides long. Lineage: Eukaryota; Viridiplantae; Streptophyta; Magnoliopsida; Gentianales; Rubiaceae. The record is from the annotation of a GenBank genome assembly.